UUUUUUUUUCCAGCAAAGUCCAAGAAGUACCAUGAGUACGAUGAAUGAAGGAGAUAGCAUAUCUUCAGCCAGGAAACAGAAGAGACCUAAGCAGAAUAGUGAGUCUGAUACAUCAGAUGCCGGGGAACUUGAUUUACCAGUAAUCAAGAAAUUAAAGUCAAGGAAAGGACGGCCAACACCGAGGCCUGUGGAUGGCAGUGAUAGUGACCUGGAUCCACCAGCAAAAACAUCAACACCCAUAUCAAACAAGAAACAAAAAGUUCCUCCUAGUGAGGGGACAUCGGUAUCCACGUCCAUGUUGGCGAGGUGGAUUCGCAGUGCCAUGACAGCUAGAGGCAGGAGUGAAUGAGGGAUUCAAGCCACAUUCGGUGAGAGGAGCAGCGUCAUCUGCUGCCUUUUCGGCUGGAACUUCACUGAAGGCGAUUUUGGAAACCACAUCAUGGAGAUUGGCUCAAACAUUCCGGAAGUUUUACCUACAGGAUGUGGAACCUACAGCAGAUACUUCGUUCGCUGAGGGUGUGUUGCAGCAAACAGGAACCCUAUGAACUUUGGGGGUGCAACAGUGGCCGUGUAGAAGUG
Messenger RNA from Mizuhopecten yessoensis (Yesso scallop), 579 nucleotides. RefSeq lists its product as uncharacterized. Bases 32 to 349 code for a protein of 105 amino acids. NCBI's taxonomy places the organism in Eukaryota, Metazoa, Mollusca, Bivalvia, Pectinida, Pectinidae. The transcript is spliced from 4 exons. The record is from RefSeq and is a predicted model, not a curated record.